CGUAACUUGUAACUAGCCAGAUUUCUUGCAUUCAUUAUUCAACAGAUACGCUGCCAGUGCCUGUUAAAGACACGGCAUGGUGCCAGGCAUUCAGGGGCUAGACCAAAGAAGACUUUGCCCAAGUGCCAGUAUGGAGCAGGUGUCAUCAACAGGCAAACCCGUGCAGAUCACUGUGACAGAUGGAUAUGACUUGAAAGGUUUUAAAGGAGAUACUCCAGUUACCUUUAUUCGUGCAGAAUUCAAUCAGGUGGUUCUGGGAGAUUCUGCAAAAGUUACUGUUUCUCCAGAAGGAACUGCAAAAUACAACUUCACUAGCAGUUUUGAGUUCAAUCCUGAAGGAGGAAUCACUUUAGAUGACCUCGCCCACAAACCUGUGUGCUUAACUGUGAUUGCAGUUUUACCAAAAGAAAAGAAACAGAAAGAUGAGAAGACCUUAAUUCUUGGUCAAGCCGUGGUGGACCUUCUUCCUUUACUAGAAGGAGAGAGUUCAUUUGAAAUGAUGGUCCCAUUGCACGCGGUGCCAGGCUCACCUUUAGAACCUCUUCGAUCAGGUGUUAAGCAGUGCAGUCUUGAAGUUAAAGUAUUUGUGUCGGAGCCCUUAUUGACCCCAGCCCAGAUCUCAGGAGGCAGUCUGCUGAAGGUCACAUUGGAAGCUGCCUACUCUGUGCCUGAAUCCUUCAUUCUACUAGGGCCUGUGCAUAACUACAUGGUUGGUCUGCAAGUUCCAUCUGUUGGAGAGAAAGACUAUCCCAUUUUGUUCAAGAAUGGAACUCUGAAGCUUGGAGGGGAAAGAGAACCUGUUCCCCGGCCCAAAAAAUGGCCUGUUGCCAACAUUCAGGCUCCAGGAGCUAAUAACAUUCCUGAUGCAUUCAUUGUUGGGGGGCCCUAUGAGGAAGAAGAAGGAGAACUCAACCACCCUGAGGACAAGGAAUUUAGGAACCAAGCAGAGUGCAUAAAGAAAAGGAUUAUUUGGGACUUAGAAAGCCGCUGCUACCUUGAUCCUCCUGCAGUGGUCAGUUUUCAGAAGCGAAUUGCUGAUUGCCGAUUUUGGCCUGUAGAGAUCACAAGAGUUCCUCUGACCGUUGCACCCAAAGGGAAAGCUGCCAAAUUUGAUAAGACUGAUGAUGAAAAUCAGCUUUCAUUUCAUGGUGUGGCUUAUGUUAAUAUGGUCCCAUUGCUGUAUCCAGGUGUGAAGAGGAUUCGGGGAGCUUUUCAUGUUUACCCUUACCUAGACAGUUCAGUCUAUGAAAAGACCAAGUGUUUAUUUAGCUUGUUCCGGGAUACUGGCCAUCAUUUGAUUCAGAAUAAUAAAGUAGGAGGAAUUAAUUCUCCAUUCUCCAAACCAGUUGUUUCUAAAAACCUGAAAGAAGAUAAAACAGUUAAAGAAAAGGACAUAGAAGGAAGGCCUAGGCCUGGGGAUGUGCAAGCACCUAGUAUAAAAUCUCAGAGCUCAGAUACUCCUUUGGAAUUCGAACCCUCUCUAUGCCACAAUACAGAAGGACAGCAAUAUGUAGAAGCAGGGACAUACAUUGUUUUGGAGAUUGAGCUGGACAAAGCCUUGGUUCCAAAGCGAAUGCCUGAGGAGCUAGCCAAAAGUGUCAAGGAAAUGAUUCCUCCAAGGCCACCUCUUACCCGUCGGACGGGAGGAGCUCAGAAGGCGGUGAGUGACUACCACAUGCAGAUCAAGAACAUUUCUAGAGCCAUUCUGGAUGAGUAUCACAGGAUGUUUGGAAAACAGGCAGCCAAACUGGGGAGUGAUAUGGAUAGUGAAACCCUGGAGGAACAGAAGUGCCAGCUCAGCUAUGAACUUAAUUGCUCUGGAAAAUACUUUGCUUUCAAAGAACAACUCAAGCAUGUUGUGGUAAAGAUUGUGAGAGAGAAGUACUUGAAGACAACAUCAUUUGAAAGCCAGGAGGAACUGCAGACAUUUAUUAGUGAGCUCUAUGUGUUCUUGGUGGAUCAGAUGCAUGUGGCCUUAAACCAGACCAUGCCAGAUGACGUCCAAGGCACUGUUUCAACCAUUUAUACGACUAGUGAACAGCUUCGACUCUUUGCAUUUGAAGCAGAAGUCAAUGAGAACUUUGAAAUGGCAGCAGUGUAUUAUGAAGAGAGGUUGGUCCGUGAGCCCCAGAACCUGGAACACUGGCUAGACUAUGGUGCUUUCUGCCUCCUAACUGAGGACAACGUCAAAGCACAGGAGUGUUUUCGGAAAGCCCUUUCCCUCAACCAGAAUCAUAUCCACAGCUUGUUGCUGUGUGGUGUCCUGGCUGUCCUGAUGGAGAACUAUGAGCAGGCAGAAGUUUUCUUUGAGGAUGCUACUUGCUUGGAACCAACUAAUGUUGUAGCUUGGACUUUACUUGGUUUGUACUAUGAAAUUCAAAACAAUGAUAUUCGAAUGGAAAUGGCAUUUCAUGAGGCCUUCAAACAGCUUCAGGCACAAGUGCUUCAGGCACGAGUAACGAAGCAGAAGAGCACUGGUACUGUAGACUACGUGGAAGAAGGAGGGAAAGUAGAAUCCAGUUUAGACCCUUGGGGAAUUGCUAGUGGUUCUUCUACCACAGCAAUCAAGGUGGAAGCCCCAGCAGGACCAGGAGCUCCGUUAUCCAGUCUAGAUGAAUUUCUUGAAGCCUCCAAACUGCGGUCUGAUUCACGAGAACCCAUUUUGUCUAUACAUUCUCAGGAUCCAACUAUCAGCCAAAAACUAUCCAACGUAUUUCUCAAGGAGAUACCAGCAAAAAAAGAAGCAUCAAAAUGUCAAGAUUCAUCGACUUUUCUGCAUCCCACUCCUUAUGGUGUUUCCCAAACUCCUACCACCAUCUUCAUGGAGACCAUACGCUUCUUGGUGAAGUUCAAUGCUGUGCAGUAUGUGCAUAGAGUGCUUGCACAUGAGCUGUUAUGCCCUCAAGGAGGCCCCAGCUGUGAGUAUUACUUGGUGCUAGCCCAGACACACCUUCUCAAGAAGGACUUUGCUAAGGCAGAGGAAUACCUUCAACAAGCAGCCCAGAUGGACUACCUGAACCCUAACGUCUGGGGUGUGAAGGGCCAUCUCUGUUUUCUGAGUGGAAACCAUGCUGAGGCUAAGGCAUGCUAUGAGCGAACCAUUAGUUUUGUAGUGGAUGCUUCUGAGAUGCACUUCAUCUUCCUGCGACUGGGGCACAUCUAUCUGGAAGAGAAUGAGUAUGAAAAGGCAAAGAAAACCUACCUGCAAGCCUGUAAGAGAUCACCUUCAUGCCUUACCUGGCUAGGACUGGGAAUUGCCUGUUAUCGGCUGGAGGAGCUCACGGAGGCUGAGGAUGCUCUCUCUGAAGCCAAUGCAUUGAACAACUACAAUGCUGAAGUAUGGGCAUAUCUGGCUCUGGUCUGCCUGAAAGCUGGUCGGCACCUGGAAGCUGAGCAGGCCUACAAGUACACGAGGAAGCUGAAAUUGAAAGACGAGGCUCUGCUUGCCGAGAUCCACAAGGUACAGGAGACAGUUGGCUUUGGAAACCCAUCUUUCUGAUAUCCUUCCAGCUGAAGAAUUUUCUGUAUAGGACUCUGAGCUCCUUUCCUUCCCAGAGAAAUUAAACCCUGGAAGUUUCACCAUAUGAGGCCUGGAGAUGGAGAACAAAAGAAUCUUCACCAUAAACAGAAACCCAUUCACUUAUUCCCAUUGGCUGUCUUACUGGAUGGCUACAUUACUGGAUGUUUUACUGGUUAACAGUAAACUGAAUGACAAUAAAAAAUGGAAAUAAGAAAUUCAAAA
Messenger RNA from Ceratotherium simum simum (southern white rhinoceros), 3742 nucleotides. The record is from RefSeq and is a predicted model, not a curated record. Lineage: Eukaryota; Metazoa; Chordata; Mammalia; Perissodactyla; Rhinocerotidae.